UCGUUCCAUCAGUCAUAGCCACAUGAGCGGAUUAAGAAGUAUUCAGGAACUGGUCAGGCUUCUGCAAGAAGCCGAAGACCCUGCUAAUCGAGAACGACAACGCGCCAACAAGGCAGAGCAACAAACUCAGCCCACUUCACUCAACGGAUACGUCGCUACCUGCCAUUCCCUUGUGUUUCUAGCACAACUAGCAAGUACAUGACUGCUUUUGGUCCAGGACAGGACUGCAUUCGGCUGCAUAUAGGAUUGAUGAUGCCCCUCCUGAACUUCUUUGGUCUGUGGCCAAAAGUGGCGCCCAGAGAGGUGUUAAUAAGCCUGGUUUGGUUGCGGACGGCACUUCUUGGAAUUCGGCUGUCAGACUGUAACAAUCGCAAUCUCAAAGACUUGAAAAAGGAUGAUUACAAAUCAGGAAAGCAGCUAAUAAGGUCCUCCUUACUUGACCUUUUUUCUCAUUGGAAUUCCUUACUUGUUCUACUUGUAGUAUUGAAUCUGUAUGUCUGCAUUGCGGUCUAUAGCUCUUCAUUGACGGAGUUGUGUUUAGUCUCCCUAUAAGCAACAUCAAGAAAGUCCUUGAGAGGAGGUGUCUUGCUGGUCCUAAACACAGUAUCUACCUAGUAUAGUAGACUAAUAUACAUUAUCUUAGCCUGU
Colletotrichum navitas is the source of this 648-nucleotide messenger RNA. RefSeq lists its product as uncharacterized. The record is from RefSeq and is a predicted model, not a curated record. Bases 199 to 552 code for a protein of 117 amino acids. The transcript has a single exon. Lineage: Eukaryota; Fungi; Ascomycota; Sordariomycetes; Glomerellales; Glomerellaceae.